Armigeres subalbatus is the source of this 4269-nucleotide messenger RNA. RefSeq lists its product as uncharacterized. Lineage: Eukaryota; Metazoa; Arthropoda; Insecta; Diptera; Culicidae. The record is from RefSeq and is a predicted model, not a curated record. The transcript is spliced from 7 exons. Gene Ontology annotation, cellular component: membrane. The coding region runs from base 1077 to 3158 and encodes 693 amino acids.
AACCAACCAUCUACCAGUUGCGUUUUAACCGCGACCGCGAGCACUCGUGUUUUCCGACCGUUUUUCUUCCUCGAAAGCGAACUUUAUUAUAUUAUCCGACCCGACAUCGCAUCGUCAACCGCGGCAUUCCAAGUGAAGAAGACUCGAAGAAAAAAAAUCGCGAUCACCGCCGGAGCGGAAGGUGCGAAUUUUGGGUAUCGGGAGUGGUACAAAAACAGCAAAACGGUGAAUGCAACUACCCGCAGUACGAAUAAUUUAGAAUUCAGUCCGUGACCCCCUCCCGUCAAGGGGAAUUAAUUUUUGCAUUUCGUUUGUGUGUCGAAAGUGAGCAUAUUGUUUGAUAAUUGGUGAGACGAAAAAUACGAUCACGACCACGCGGUUGGUGGCAUAUAGUGGGAAAAUUUGAAUUGCAAAGUGCCAGAUUGGUGACGCGAGAACCUGAGCUAAUACAAAUUGCAUCGGUAGUGAAGAAAACAUACAUCGGCUGUUUCAAUUAGUAAGAAACAACUUGACAACGGAGAGAACACAAAAGACGCGUGUGGUAUACCACCGACUGGUUACCUCCGCUCAGCACCCCAAUCCAUUACGCGUGGUUUUCUCACCUUUUGCCGGAGAGCUAUAAACGACGGUGCACCCUCAUCGGAACGUGGAAAGUGAAUACUAAAUCGAUAAGAAAACGAACACUAAGAAGUUUCCACCGACCGGACAGCGAGAGGGAAGCUCCAAACCUUGGAGACCAUUAGAUCAUUCUAUUUCUGUUGGUGCGAACCAUUUGCCUCCGGGCCAUCCGAUAGAGGCAACUCUUUCCCGGUCUGAUGAAGGUGUUGAUGACGACGACGACGACUACGACAGCCGUGAUGAAGGAAAUGGUUCAAUGCUGCCCAAACAUUUGCUGAACCACUCCCCGUCGAAGUUGAGUAAUUGCCAGCAGUAGCAGUGGUGGUGACAAGUCACUGCAUUUAGUGCUUCGGAACAGCACGCGUGUUAAGUAGUAAUAGAAGAAACCCCCCUCCCUAGUGAUAAGACAAAUUGACACAACCUGCCCGGAAGUAAGAGGUGUGUUAAGUGCUGCCAAGAUGGGAGCGCCACCUGCCAAGGAGCCGUUAGUGAACCGCAACCUCAUAUCGCUCAAAAUUGUCCUGUUUCUGUUUUAUGCCGCUCUAGGAUGUCUACACCCGUACCUACAAAGACAUAUGACCCUCACCGGGCUUGACUAUAAGGAAUCACAAAUCAUCUCGGUAGUGGCACCGCUGAUCGCCAUAUUGGGACCGCUUAUAUUUGCACCGCUAGCCGAUCGUCUUGCAGGAACCAAUGGAUCGUCGUACGGUAGACGCCUGCGGUUUCUGGCCUCAUUUUGCAUGAUCUUCUCCGCCAUUCUGUAUGCCAUUCUGUUCUUCGUUGUACCACCAAUUGAACGCCAAGAAUCGAGUCGAUCGCAGGUGAGCUUUGCUUGCGAUCUGGACGGCGCGAUCAUAUUUCAACAAAGAUGCUCGGAGGAACGAACUUGCUAUCACUGGAAGAGAGAGAAGAUUGGACACCUGACUCUGACGAACUGUUCCUACACCUGCCAAAAGCCCAUCGAGUUCGAAAACCUCAAUCAUCCUUACACGAAGGGAAUUACCGUUUCUCCAUCCACCGAGAGCUCGAUUGAAGAUGACGAAUACGAUCUGAUGGACGACGAAGCGGAAAUUGCGCCAGAAAAUCUAGAACUACCCCGCAUUGAAGUUGAUAACACCCCAAUCCCCGUGCCACAUAUAUGCGAACGAAAAGGUGGUCCCGAAACGGAGAUCUGCCACGCUUACACUCCGGCCACCGAAUCACUCAAGUUCGAAACGGUGCUGCGUAAUGCGGUGAACGAUGAGAACGAAACCCACAGUGCCGAAUGGUGCCGUUAUCCACUGGACGGAUUUUCGUGCAACAUUCCGGAGAAGCAGGUCACCUGGAUGAAGCUGCUGACCAACUCUUCACAUUGCACUCCGAAAAUUGAAUGCGAGGUUCAUAAUCCGUACGAUAAUGAGGAGAGCGUGCUCUCCGAAAGCGUUUGCAUGCGGAUCGUCGGAGAUCCCGAGCUGACGUUCUGGUCGUACCUUCUGCUGCGCUCGUUUGCCGACGCAUUCCCGCUAGCGGCUAUUGUAUUGCUGAAUGCCGCCACCAUCAUUGCCACACGGGAAACCUCUACCGGUAGAGGAGAUUUCGGUCGGCAGAUUGUUUGGGGUGCAAUCGGUUGGGCUUUGUUCUACUUUGUUCUGUCUUGGGUAUUUGAAACGUAUUAUGUUUACGUAGUUCUAAUUGUACUGGCGGCCAUUGUUCUUUUGCUAUCUUCCGGGAUGCCACUUUCUCCUCCGGAAAUGUGGUGGCACACCAAAUGUGGAAUGGUUGCCAUUCCCAUGUCGGCUAUACGAAGAUACGUACCGGAGGCUGCUGGACUCUGCUUCGUCACUUUGAUACUUGGUACCUUCUGGAGCGUGUUGGAUAACUACGAGGGUGUUUUGGUCAAGAAUUACGAUUUACUGCCUAACAUGGAUGAAUACUACGGACCCACGUGGAGCGUUUUCGUAAUUCUAGGAGCACUGUUGGUUAUCCCUAUCUUGUGGUUUGCGGAGAACAUCGUUGACUAUUGUGGACACUCGAAUAUAUUGAUCGCAGCUAUAACAACCUUCAUUUUCCGGUUUUCACUGCUGGCUAGCCUGGACGUAACAUGGUGGCGCGUAGUAAUCGAUUUCCUCUACCCGAUAACCCUCGGACUUACCUGGUUGACGAUCAUAUUUUACAUGCGCCACAUUUUCCCUCGUCGUAUCAUCACAACUGGACAAGCCCUGCCCGUGAUUUUCCACUUCUGUCUGGGCCGGUUCAUCGGUGCCCUGAUUGCAACGUGGACGAAGCUAGAAUGUCUGAUCACCACUUUCCAAGUGCUAGCCAUCAUUGCCUGCGUCGUUGCUGUUAUUUACUUCCUCCUUUACCACUUCAUCUUGGCACCACGCUGCGCCAAACGUAUGACAACAGUGCCAUCCACAUCCGCUCUGAACAUCACAGCACCGGAAGCAAAUGGACAAACUCAGUCACCACAGCAGCAACGUUUGCAACCCUCCAAUGGUAGCUAUCAACCCCUCCGAAUCUAUCACAAUUAUCGCGGUCGAAAAGGACACUUUAGAUAUUAAAUUGUUUAGAAAAAUAGAAUAAAAACAAAGGAUGAGACAUCUAGUCUUCGUCAUGUAGGGCUUAGAAUAGCUGAUAAAUAUCAUUUAGCCACGAACAAAAUUUGUACCAAAUCAGAAAUGUACACGAACUAUCGAAGUAAUCUCUCGAAAGCAAAUACAUAGGUUAUUUAUUGUCCUUCAAUCUAUUUUACAAUUUCUAAUAAAUCUAGGCUGAUUCGCAUUGAUUCGUCAGCCAAAGCGUAACUGGUAGAAUAGUAUUGACAGUAUAUCGCGUAGUUUUACUUUUACCUAUUUCAUCGCAUCUCAUCUUUUAGCGUCCAGUAAUCUCGAUCGACGUUUCUAGUAGAAUAUGUAAAUCGUUUUCCGGGUUAAGAAAUGAAACAAUCGCUGUACUACUACUCAUGAAAUUAAAUAUCUACGCUUAUACAUUACUUAUAAGAAGUGAGACUUUCUCGACUAAAACUAAUUUUGUGGGAAUUCGUUGUUAAGUGACUGUCACUAAAAACUGAAAAGAAAAACAGAAAUUGAAUCAGUAUAAUAAGCUUAAAGCAAUCAACAGAACAUAUAAUUGUUACAGAAUUGUUAAAAUUUGAAAGUACGUGUACCUUACAUAAAUGAUAAACCUGAAAUCAAAUAACAAAGCUUGCAGCCACAAAAGAAAACCAAAUUUGCGUCUGAAAUUUUUCUGCAGUUGAUGAAGUUUGACGCGAUUCGCGCUCCAUUGUGAAAUAAUCCAGCACAAAACAAUGUGGAAUUAACUCUUAUUGAUCACUAAAUAUAGGAUACAAGAAGCGUGUGCGCUGAAUAACAAGCUUGAAGAGCCUUAAAAAUCCACUUAUUAACGUCUUUCGAAAUGAGCAAACUUUCAAAAAGAAAACUAGGAACAGAUUGAUAUAUUUACAUUUAAAAAUCCAAAAAAACAAAAUAACAUAUUAAAUAGAUUGAAGCUGGAAAAAUACUCUCUUGAUAUGCUUAGAAAUGCACAUUAACAACAUCUGAAAUGAGCCGAAGAAUCGUUAAAAACUAUUGUGAAAGAAUGUUUCAGCAUAUUGACAAUGGGACAUACUUUAACUUUAAAAAUCUAUAUGUAAAUAAAUAAGCGCUGAAAAUA